Messenger RNA from Entamoeba invadens IP1, 327 nucleotides. RefSeq lists its product as hypothetical. The transcript is spliced from 2 exons. Gene Ontology annotation, biological process: mRNA splicing, via spliceosome. Gene Ontology annotation, cellular component: catalytic step 2 spliceosome; precatalytic spliceosome; U12-type spliceosomal complex. The record is from RefSeq and is a predicted model, not a curated record. The coding region runs from base 1 to 327 and encodes 108 amino acids. Lineage: Eukaryota; Evosea; Mastigamoebida; Endamoebidae.
AUGUCGAAGCACCAUCCCGAUUUAGUGAUGUGUCGGAAGCAGACAGGGACUGCUGUUGGUCGUCUUUGUGAAAAGUGUGAAGGAAAAUGUCCGAUAUGUGACACGUAUGUUCGUCCGUAUAAAAAAGUUCGUAUAUGUGAUGAGUGUAACUUUGGUGCAUCCCAAGGGAAGUGUAUUAACUGUGGUGCCGAUGGUGUUGCUGAUGCAUAUUACUGUCGAAAUUGUGUACUUCAGGAAAAGGAUAGGGACGGAUGUCCAAAGAUCGUCAACUUAGGCUCUGCACGGGCUGAUUUCUUAUUUGAAAAGAAGAAACAACUCAACAUCUGA